This is a messenger RNA of Truncatella angustata, 900 nucleotides long. Its product is annotated as membrane-associated, eicosanoid/glutathione metabolism protein. The record is from RefSeq and is a predicted model, not a curated record. Gene Ontology annotation, cellular component: membrane. The transcript has a single exon. Lineage: Eukaryota; Fungi; Ascomycota; Sordariomycetes; Amphisphaeriales; Sporocadaceae. Bases 162 to 656 code for a protein of 164 amino acids.
CCUCGAGUCUCAACGAUCGCCACAACAUUACUCCAAAGUUCUAACAAAUAAAUAAGUAGUUUGUCUCAUUCCUCCAAAAGCUUUUCCAACACUCCCAAGGACAAACAAUACAAUACCCUGACCUAGACAAGUAACUCUAGUCCCCCAGGUUUAACUUUAAAAUGUCAUCAAAUUCUCUGAACUACCCCCUUCUCGCCAUUCCGGCGUACUACGUAUUUUCGCUUGUCCCGCACGUAUACACGGGCGUGCUCCUCCGAUCCAAUGGCUACAGAGUCAACAAUGCAAACCCCAAGGCAUCUUUAUCCCCAUCUGCAGUGCAGGGCAAGGUGCCAGAUGCCGUUUUCCAGAAAUACCAACGCGCCGAGAAUGCACACUCCAACAACAUGGAGCAACUGCCUCUUUUCGCUUCUGCUGUGCUAGCGAGCAUCAUCGCAGAGAGGGCCACUUUGAAAGGCUUUGGGGAGAGUGUAAGGGGCGAGGAUCCCACGGGCGUAUUGGCGUUUAUUGGAACAUGGUUUAUUGUACGCGCUUUGUACAAUGUGGCAUAUAUUCAAAUCGCGGAUCGCAGCAAGAGCUUCCUCAGAAGUGCACUGUGGGCUGUUGGCAGUGGGCUGGCAGGAUAUCAGAUCUACAAGGCAGCGCAGAUCUUAGGCUAGGUCAUUCUUCAGGAUUUGUUCACGAAAUUGUACAUUAUACUUGUCGGAGGGACAGAGGAGCGGCAGAGAUAGCGCUUCUGAUUACCUGGUCACAAGCGUGGGAGAAUACAUGGGAUAAUCAUAACUAUGCAUCUAGUACUGCUCGACUUAUGAGCUUCGCGAACAUCUUUAGCAACUACAUGUCCGUUCAGUUGUAGACAUAGUUCGUGGGGAAUGGUAGUACUUCUGAAGUGUGCUCUCGCAU